Molecule: messenger RNA, 1700 nt
Organism: Scylla paramamosain (green mud crab)
Lineage: Eukaryota; Metazoa; Arthropoda; Malacostraca; Decapoda; Portunidae
Exons: 6
Coding region: 620-1168 (182 amino acids)
Source: RefSeq, a predicted model, not a curated record
UUUUUUUAUUCUAAUUGACGUCAUGGUAAUCCUUGAAGUGGUUGUCAGUCGGGAGCGAGGUAGCUUUACCUUUAUCACGCCCUUCAGUCCUAUGAACGACGUAGUUAUGAUCAAACAUGUUUCUUUCCUUUGUGAUACGAGCUCGGAAAUGGUCGUUUCACUCUAUAACUGUAUAUUAUCAACCUAAUAAUGCCUACCAGGCUGCCACCGUAUAAUUAAUAUUUGUCUUGGUGGACACAUGUUGCAAUAUCCUGUCAAGAACUGAGCCACUUUAGAGUUUCGUACCAAGAAAUGUUAUAAUUGAAAAACCAUUGCAUUUUCCUACAGUAAGUAGUGUUGUGUGAGCUCUGAAGAACACACUGCUGUUAGCGUGUCCCAUGUAUAUGAUGAUUAUAUUCCUUGGUGUGCACUUCAUCAAAAGAGAAGGACCGUACUUGUCUUCUUGGUAAGAGGUGGAUCGCGUGUGCAGGCGUUCAAUUCCACUGUUUAGUCACAUACCACAUGCAUCACAAGACGAAGUUACAAGAACAACAGUGAACAAUAAGAGUGUCAAAACAGACUCCUGAGUGGACACCACGAAGUACUCUACCUCUAUCAAAGGUUUUCUGCAAGUCAAAAAAUGAAAUUGUUCAAGAAAAUGAGGCGUGUCAAAUCAGAAGAGCUGUAUGUCCCACAGAAAGAAUUAGCCAUUUCCUCUCCCACCGGGGUGACACAUCCAAUACACAUCGUCAUCGACAAGGAGAAUAAUUGUUUAGAAGGUGUGCCUCCUGGCUGGAGAGAACAGAUGGACAUUGUAAUUGGUAAACGUGCCGUGAAAGACAAUCGUGAAGCUGCGCGAUCAAUGAUGUUUCUUCAAGCGAAAGGGAAUUCUGAAGCUCCAUUCUCAGCAGUGAUGUUCUUGAAAUCCUCAAUGCUCCAGCCAAUAACGGAUCCCACCAAUAAGCCAUCAGGUCCCUGGGAUAAGCAGAGCACAUCAAACGAUACAAAUAAUGGAGAAACUACGGGAAGGACAGUCACCAAAGGCGCUCCUACUAAAGACGUACUGAUCGAAGAAGAAACUGUUGUUCACGUGAUGGAAACCAGGGCAACCCCUCGGCCAGUCCUACAGCAAAUGGAGGAGCUGAACUCACGCAGUCCUGAGGUGGUUGAUGCAGCAAUGACGGAGUGAGGACAUGUGAAGAAUGCGAGGUCUUGUCCACAGAUUAACAAAACAGUGGAGGACGCCAUUCACGAGCCGGAAAGUGUUGUGUCAAAGGUGGUGAAUCCUGAAGACGCAAAUGAUCACUUUGGAAACUUAGGUCAUUAUCUCGUAUGUGGUCUGAAAUAUUGAAAGAUGAAAUACAGAACACGAUAACAAAGGUCGUGUUGCAGUCCCUCUCUACACACCCAGAUAUUGUAAAAAACACCGAUAUCUCGUUUCCUUUUCCUUACAACUCACAGCUUUCCGCAACACAAACACCGAGCCACACAAACUCGACUUACAGCCUUCCACCCACACUUUCUACUCACGAAGCCAUACACUCACCUGAACCAUUCCCACAAUUCCCUCGCUAAAACAUCGUAUCAGUCAUGUCCAUCUGUGUUUACAUCUCCCUUCCCUUAUCUCUUCUCUGAUCCCCAACAUUUCGAAGAAAUACUUACUGUUUGUAAGAGUAUGUGAAAUAUUAUUAUCACGCGAGUAAUAAAACAAUAUACUACUG